UUACCAGCGCUUAUAUUGUUAUACAGUUAAUUACGAUUUUAUUAUUAAAACAUUUAUAAAACCAUCAAGUGUUAUAAAUACAGUCCAAUUCAAAGUGCAGUGCAACACAUCACUAAACAUUUUGGUCCUUCACCCGUCAACGAAAAGGAGCCACGCCGCGAAUCGCCAUACAGACAAACCAGCGAAGACUUCCCGAAGGAACAUUGCAUCGCGGAAACCAAAAAGGCAGGGACAUGACUGAGUGAGUUUGUUCCAUAUCCUUCUUAUUCCUUCUAGUUUCCGUCUUCUAGCAUUCUUUCUGGAUCAGACAUCUUCGCUAAAAUUCAAUUAAAUCAUCAUGUCGGUACCUACAGUACAACAUUUUUACUCUUAGAAGCGGGCGACGAGCAACCGUGCCGAGUUCAAAACCGGUUCCUUAUCGCUUGCUAGUGGCUUACGCGCAUCGAUUUGAAUGCAUUUUGUACCUACUUAUGACUGCAUUUAAAACUUUAGGCAUUACGCGUGUUAUAACUUUAUAACGCGUGAACUAUUUUGCAUUUUUCUUUCACAUUACUUAUUAUUUUAACUUCAACUUUUCAAAUUACGUUCUUUGCUUUAUUUCGCUUGACUUUAUUCGUUAAAAAUGAGUGACCCACGUAGCAAAGAAUUAAUAAAACUUCGUGGUAGCAUUAAAGACCGAGCUCGAGAUUUUGUCGGACGAUACUAGUCAACUGCUUCUCGAACGUGAAGAAUUCGAUACGAAAUAUUUUUCAUUAGUGGCUGAAGCACGUACAAUCAUGAAUAGAAGCAAACGGCACCUCCAGCGUCGGAUGUCAGUGUCUGAGGCGAGUGAAGGGAGCGAAAGCAGAGACGGUGGCUUUCACGACUUUGUUCGUCUUCCAAAAAUUUCACUUCCUUCUUUUGACGGAGAGAAGAUGACUCAAUGGUUGGAAUUCAGAGAUACGUAUCUUUCUUUAAUUCACUCUAAUAAUAAUUUAGGGAAUAUUAAUAAAUUUCACUAUUUGAGAGCAGCUCUUAAAGGCAGUGCCUUAACAGUCAUAAAAAAUCUUGAAUUCACUUCCAAAAAUUAUGAAGUAGCAUGGCAAUUGCUAUCAAGUAGGUACGACAAUGAACGAUUGCUUGUAAAUAUACAUGUCAAUUCGUUACUAAAUUUCUCAACAAUGACAAAAGAGUCUGGAAAAUCCUUAAGAAAUUUAGUCGAUACAAUUAAUCGUAAUUUAUGUGCAUUAAAUACCCUAGGUCAACCCACUGAUCACUGGGAUACCUUGGUUAUUCAUUUAAUGAGUCGUAAGUUAGACAGUGUUACCUUUCGUGAGUGGGAGGAACAUCGUAACUCAAUAACUACUUCUCCUACAUUAAAACAAUUUAUAGAUUUUCUAAUAGGCAGAGCUGACUUAUUAGAUACUAUACAACUUGAAGAAACACAAAGACAGUCAACUUCACAAAUAAAUCAAAAUACACAAUUUACACAGAAUAAGCACAAUACACAAUCAAAAAAUACAAGUUUAAAUAAAGAAAAAAUUACACUUAAAACCACUGCAUGUCCUUUAUGUACACAAAAUCAUUUUUUAUUUAGCUGUUCUGAAUUUAGAAAAUUAAGCGUAGAUGAACGCUUAGAAAAAAUGAAGAAUUUCAGUGUGUGUAAAAAUUGUUUACGACCUGGUCACAAAGACAGUCAGUGCCGCUUAACUCACUGUAAAUACUGUUCUUUAAAGCACAGCACACUUUUACAUAAAGAUACUGAACAGCACACCACAGUUGCCUUAUCUGCCAAUAUUCAGACUAGUAACAAACCUCUUACAUUGCUUUCCACAGCAUUGGUGAAUGUGGUCGGCGCCGACGGGAAAAUACAUCCUGCUCGCGCUCUUCUAGACAAUGCCUCCACGGGGCAUUAUGUCACACAGCACCUGUGUGAGAAGCUGGGUUUGCUGCGUCGAAGCGUAAGCUCCUCUGUGACAGGUAUUAACAACCAGUUAUCAUACGUAGCAGAGUCUUGCACCUUACCUCUCGAGUCAUAUUCGGGGGAUUUCAAGGUCAAUCUUGAGUGUCAUGUAUUACCUCAGAUUACCAACACAUUACCUUCAUGCAACAUCGAUAUCAGGUCUUUAAAAUUACCGCCUCAUAUUCGAUUAGCUGAUCCAUCUUUCCAUAUUUCUUCACCUAUCGACAUAUUGGUAGGAGCAGAUGUCUUCUGGGACGUCAUAUGUUCAGAUUUCAUCGAUCUCGGUAAGCAAUGCCCAAAAUUGCAAAAAACAAAACUUGGUUGGCUGGUUUCUGGCACAAUCAAGGCAUAUACACAAUCACAUAAAAAUAAAGCACAUCAAUCGUCUUGCUUUUUCACUCAGCGCGAUGAUGCCUUGCUAACACGAUUUUGGGAAUUAGAGUCGGUUUCUUCUAAAUAUAACUUAACGCUAGAAGAGCAAGCCUGUGAAAAAAGUUUCGCAGAGAACACUCGACGUGACACUGAUGGUCGAUUUAUUGUGACUAUACCCUUAAAAGAGUCACCCGAGGUUCUCGGCGAUAAUUAUCACUCGGCCAAAAAUCGCUUGCUAGCACUUGAGCGUAGAUUUCAACGCGAUUCAGUUUUAAAAAAGAGAUACUACGAUUUUAUGACUGAAUAUAGAGACUUAGGUCACAUGAGCGACACAGUUAUUUCAAAACCUACUGAACCUGAUUCUCAAAACCGGUAUUAUUUGCCCCAUUUUCCGAUUAUUCGGGAAAAUUCUACUACGACAAAAUGUCGCGUCGUAUUCAAUGCCUCAGCAUUAAAUAAGGGCAAAACAUUUAACAGCAUUCAAAUGGUCGGUCCUGUCGUCCAGGAUGACUUACUUUCAAUUUUACUGCGCUUCCGUCAGCACAAAUAUGUUGUUUCGGGAGACAUUGAGAAAAUGUAUCGAGCCAUUUUAGUCGAACCCACACAACGUUCACUUCAACAAAUUUUAUUUCGAUUUGAUCCGAGUGAACACAUAAGACCGUUUACGUUGAACACGGUUACUUACGGUACAGCAUCUGCACCGUACCUAGCCACUAAAUGCUUGGUUUCGUUGGCAGAACAAUGUUCAGAUCCUAACGCAAAAAUUGCCAUUUCUAGGGACUUUUAUGUUGACGAUUUUAUUAGUGGUGGUGAUUCCAUAGAAUCUGUCAUUGACCUGUGCAAAAAUGUAGAUAAAACUUUACUGUCGGCACAAUUCAAGCUGCGUAAAUGGCAAUCAAAUAGCUCCGAAGUCUUGAAAUCAUUAACUAACGACAAUGCACUUGAACAAAUCAAUAAAAAUAAAACUUUAAAUCUAAAUGAAUCAUUACCCUGCAAAACUCUUGGUCUUCAAUGGGAUUGUAACUUAGAUCAUUUAUUAUUCACAAUUGACCUAGAUCCUAAAGCCAAGAAAAUUACUAAACGUAAAAUUCUAUCUCUUAUUAGUCAAAUCUUUGAUCCGCUUGGGAUUCUAGGGCCUUGCACUGUUCAAGCAAAAAAGGUAAUGCAAAACCUUUGGAUAGAUAAAUGCGGUUGGGAUGAGGAAGUGUCAAAAGAUACCCAGAACACCUUUUUGAACUUCAUAGAUUCUCUUAUUUCUCUUAAAUCACUUCGUAUUCCUCGUUGGGUUAGUUUUGAUAAUGUUAUUCGUUUGGAACUUCAUACGUUUUCAGACGCAUCGGAACGUGCUUACGGUGCAUGUAUCUUCGUGAGAGCGGUCGACGCAAAUGGCACGGUACAAGUUCGCCUUCUAGCUUCCAGAAAUAAAGUGGCGCCUUUGAAGCCUACCACAAUCCCCAGACUCGAGCUUUGUGGUGCGCUCCUGGCGUCUAGACUUCACGCCAAAGUGAUGUCAUCAAUCACCCUUAAGGUACACGAUUCCUUUUUUUGGACUGAUUCCACAAUCGUGUUAGCAUGGCUAAAAACGCAAUCAAAUCAAUUAAAAACGUUUGUUCGGACUCGAGUAGGUGAGAUUCAAGACAGCACAGCUGGUCACAGGUGGAGCUACGUUCCAUCGGGGGAAAAUCCCGCCGAUUUAGUCUCACGCGGAAUUGCAACGAACAGUAUUGGCUCAUGCGCACUGUGGUGGUCUGGUCCAGAUUUUCUUAAAACAAAAGACAUACAAUUUCCGAUCAUACCAAACACACAAUCAGAUUCUACAAGCACACAAAGACAGGAAAAAACAGAAAUAGUUUUACACACAACGACACAAAGUAAAGACACAGUCACACACAUAAUUCAUGAAUUAAUUAAUAAAACGUCAAGUUACACACAUUUAAUUAGAUCUUUUGCUUUUGUACAAAGAUUUAUACACAAUUGCAAAUAUCCUAAAAAUAAAUUAACACAAACAUUAUCUACAACAGAAUUAAAAAAUUCAGAAACUUAUAUACUAAAACUCGUGCAACAACAAAUGUUCAAAGAUGAAUAUAUUUUAUUGAAGUCCGGAAAGCCUAUUCCAUACAAAAAUAGGUUGAGUUCAUUAGCACCUUUCAUUCAUUCAGAUGAGCUCAUAAGAGUUGGAGGAAGACUUAAAAACUCACACUAUCCUUUCGACAUCAAACACCCAAUACUCUUAUGUGGCAAGCAUCAUCUCACACAAAUCCUUUUUCAAAAAGAACAUAUUUCAUUAAUGCAUGCGGGACCUCAACUCCUUUUGUCUUUUAUUAGACAAAAAUAUUGGCCACUGGGGGGGAGGAACCUCGCUAGACGCGUCGUGCAUCGUUGUGUUCGUUGCUGCAGGUUUAAACCGAAACCAAUACAGCCUAUGAUGAGUGACUUACCCGCGGAUAGAACACGUUUAGAAUUCCCAUUUUUGCACACUGGAAUUGACUACGCUGGUCCAAUAAUGAUAGCAAGCCGUAAGGGCAGGGGUGCGAAACUGGAAAAGUCUUACAUUUGCAUAUUUGUCUGCUUCGCAGUUAAAGCUUUGCACCUGGAGCUCGUCACGGAUUUAACAAAGGAGGCCUUCAUAUCAGCAUUUCUAAAAUUUAUAUCACGUCGCGGUAAGCCAAUGUCUGUAACGUCCGAUAACUCGACGACCUUUAUUGGAGCCAGUAAUGAAAUCGCAUCUUUUUUCUCAAAAUACUCAGACGACAUCAAGUCAGAUCUUAGCAAUAGGGAUAUUGAAUUCCGCCGUAUACCCCAGUACACACCUCACUUCGGGGGUUUAUGGGAGUCUGCUGUCAAAUCAGUCAAAUUUCACCUUAAACGCAUCUUAAAUUUAACACAUUUAACGUACGAAGAGAUGACCACGUGUCUGGUUCAGAUUGAAGCCAUCCUAAAUUCCAGACCACUCACACCUCUUUCUUCCGAUCCUUCCGACCUUACUUGCCUCACUCCCGCUCAUUUCCUCAUAGGACGCUCACUCUUGUCGGUUCCUCGCCCAAUGGUCAGCGAUACAAACAUCGCCGCCAUGGAUCGCUACCAACGCAUCGAGGCGCUCAAGCAGCACUUCUGGCGGAGAUUCUCGGCUGAAUACGUCUCUCUGCUACAACAGCGCAUGAAAUGGCAGAGGGGCUCAAUCACAAGUCUCCAGCUAGGUAGCCUGGUGCUCGUGAAAGACAGAGCGCAGCCACCACUUUUAUGGCUGCUUGGAAGAGUGGAGAAGGUGCAUCCAGGACAGGACGGAGUGGCUCGCGUGGCAGAGAUCAAAACAAAGAAGGGAGUCAUCACGCGGGCCUUUAACAACAUUUGCCCCCUUCCGAUUUCCAACUCGCGCGGGCAGGAUGUUUAGUGCUAUAGCACUGCACAAGGCGUGCGCGGCGGCGGGCUGCGGGAGCGGGGAGCCUCGCGGUGCGGCGCCGGCGCGCGG
Messenger RNA from Maniola jurtina (meadow brown), 5783 nucleotides. RefSeq lists its product as uncharacterized. Gene Ontology annotation, biological process: DNA integration. The record is from RefSeq and is a predicted model, not a curated record. The coding region runs from base 777 to 5705 and encodes 1642 amino acids. Lineage: Eukaryota; Metazoa; Arthropoda; Insecta; Lepidoptera; Nymphalidae. Gene Ontology annotation, molecular function: nucleic acid binding. The transcript is spliced from 2 exons.